This is a messenger RNA of Knipowitschia caucasica, 285 nucleotides long. The record is from the annotation of a GenBank genome assembly. Lineage: Eukaryota; Metazoa; Chordata; Actinopteri; Gobiiformes; Gobiidae.
AUGAGGCUUCAGUUUGGUCGAGGGCCGCUGCAGAGUUUGAGGUCUCUCCCCUGGUUUCUGUCAGAGCUCCUCGGGUGGCCGCUUGUUUUGUGGAUGUCCUUGCGCGCCCCGUGGGACGCUCCAGCGCACGCGGCCACUCGAGCUUCCAGGCCCAAUCUUCCCCAGUCUUGCGGAGAAUGCGUGGGGGGGUGUGAACGACUGCAUUUUUGGCUUCCUUCCAGUCCAGUGGGCAUGAAGCAGGCCUCAGUGGCUCCUGGGAUUCCCCUCCACGACGACCCCUAUUAA